GCAGCUCCUGUCCCUCAUGUCUCUUUGUGGGGAGCAACAAUACACUACCCGCAGCAUCACUGGAGAAGAUCCAUAGCUCCAGGGGAGGAAAAUUCCCGGGAACUCCACGUAACUCCAGUGACCAACUCGUGCCGGAGUAGAAAUGGGCAAAAGUCCCAAAUUAGACAGCGGAACUUGAUAAGCUGGACUGAAACAAGAAGUCACUUCUUAGUUGAGAGCGACACCCAAAUGGACCGGACUGCUUGAAAAAAGGUCAAGUCUUCUUUGAGCUCCUGGCAAAGUACUUAUUUGGUAGAUAUUGUAGAAAAACUGAACUGAAACGAACAAUAUAGGCUAUUUUCAUUAUCGUUAUCUCUCCCUUAAGCGCUUUCCAAAUGCUAUGAAAUGGAGACUCUCUUUAAAGAACGUCUCGAAUGGUCCCGGCAGUGCUUUUGAUUCAAUAGCCAGGCAUUUAUCUUAAUUCUCCAGCUCUUUCAGAGAGUCUGUAUUAAAGAAUGUGUUGAUAUAACUCUUAGGGGAGAAGAGGGGAAUGUCGUUUUAUGAAGUCUGUUUGUAAAUCUUUACAGCUGCUUGUAGGAGUCAGAGCCAUUUCACCAUGACGGAAAGGUAAACAAAUCUGAACUGUUGAGUGAGGUUUUAGAGGGCAGGAGCCAUGUUCACAGGGGAAAAUGUGGUCAGUGGUCACUUCCUCACUGGAGGUGCGUUCAAGCCCCAUCAAGGACUGGAAGUGAACACAUCGAUUCAAAUGGAGAAUGGGCAACGUUUUGGGAACUUUCCUCCUUUCCAGGAUCAGAUCUACAACAAUGCCAGCGUACCCCAAUUGGAAAACAAUGUUAUUACGACCACAUUUAAACCAACACCUGUAGUUGUGCCUCCCGCUGCACUCAAACUGGGGAAGGAAGGCUUCAAAAAAGUCUGCCGAACUGAGGAACACAGCCCCUGUCCAUUCCCUGGACUGCCCACAGGCGUUCUAGAGAUGCGCGUGAAAGAGGGGAGUAAAAUCCGCAACUUGAUGGGCUUCGCGAUGGCACGGAUGCAAGGUGAAAAAGGAUUCUGUGGUGCUGGUGAAGGUGGGCUCAGACAGGUGGUCUUCACUGGUUCAGGCCGCGCUGUCACCAAGACCAUCACGUGUGCCGAGAUCAUGAAGCGCAAAGUGGGCUCGCUGCACCAGCUGACCAAGCUCCAAUACAAGGUGGUAAAGGAGGUGUGGGAGAAUACAGAAGGGGGCACGUCAGAGAUGACCGUCCACAGGACGGUGCCCUCGAUCAGCAUCCUGCUCUCCAAAGACCCACUGGACCCUCAGGAGGCAGGCUACCAACCACCAGAGACUCUUGGCGCACUGUGGGAGAACAAAGAUGGGGGCACCACACCGUCCACUUUCAAGAGACCUCCAGAAACUUUACCGUUUGACAGUUUGCCGUACUGUAAGCGUGCUUGCUCGGGCGAGGGGGUCUCUUAGACACAUCUUGCGCACUGACUAGAUGUCAAACAGCAGAGUUCAUUUGACACUGCCCUCCACUCGAGCACAACGCCGAGACAAUCAGAACAGUCAGUGGAACAGAACAGCGCUUUCUCACAAGAAUUAACUACAAAUUGCAGCCUGACCGGGAUGUUAAGAUCCUGCCUUCGGUACUUACAUCUGUGAGAAUUGUAUCGAUGCACCUGCUCUAAAACAGUAAAGCCAAUUUAUUUACUUUAAAGACUAAAAAAAAAAAGGAGGGGAACUGCCUCAAGACUCAUAGGGUUUCCUUGAUUGUUUGUUUCAUGCUGAGAUUACAAAGAAAAGCAGCUGAAAACUAGACUUGACAAAUGCAAAUCAUGCCAUUUGCCUUUUUUAUUUGUAGCGUUGCCUAUUAUUUUCUCCACUAAGCUAUUUUGGCUGUGUUGAAUAAAUAUAAAAGUUGAAACUGCCAGAGGAUUAUUUAUUUUAAAACUUGCCACUUUUAUCUUUACUAACUAAUUGAACCUCAGAAAUCCAUUAUUUUAAAUCUUAUUUUGGACUCUAGCAGACUACAAAUUGUCAUUCACAUGGCAUUUGCUUUCCAAAGCAUACAACCUCAACACAAUACGAGACCUUUUACAGUUUUCUACAAUGCGUCACUGUUGAUGCGCAUCAAAUAAAGUAAACGUGCACGUUUGUGCGUCUGCAUGUGUGAGGGGGGAAAAAAAACUAACAAACUGUAAACCCACUGGCAACAAAUGCAUAUCAUGCCCAAUUUUGUUUGCGCCAGUAUUAAAUGCCAUAUUCUUCUGGAUGCUAUUUUCACUGUGUUGGAUUAAUAUCAUCAUGAGAAUCAUAACAUACAGUAGGUCAAGCUUACUAUAGGAUAUCCAUUUUAAAAUGGUUUAUUAUAGCCUACAUCUUAAUGCUUUAAUUAUGAUUAAUUACAAAAGUAAAACACGCUAUUUUUUUUAAAUUGCAGUUAGCAUUCCAAGUAAGGUGCAACCCUUGUCACUGUUUUCACAGUUCCUGUUACAACUGAUUAUGCUGACUGACAUCCAAACAUAGAGGCAAGUUUAUAAAAUAAAUAAAUGAAUAAAUAACAAAAAAACACUAAAGACGUUUAUUACAUUCCAGUUGAGGUCAAAUGCAACAUUAAACACAUAUAUCAGACCGUUACACAUAUGUUAAUUUUCCGACUGUACCUGCUAGCUUAAUGCUAAUAUAGAGCGUAAUACACUAUUCAAGCUAAUGAAAAUUAGCAUCAAUUCACCCUAUUUAACGUUCAAAAGAAUAAAUAUUACCACACAAACAAACUUCACCACUCACAGGCAUAUGCUUUUUGUACACUGACAAAAACAAGUUAUUAAGUUAUAUCAACCAGAGAAAGAAGAGUUUUUUUCACUAAUGUAACAAAUCAGGCACUUCUCUGCAAAGUGCUGCCUCCCAGUGGCCAAGAGGCGCAGAAACUCAAGGCUGCCAUUUGUAUAGAUAAACUGCAAAUUUAUGGGAAUUUCAUAUUCUUUUUAAAAAUAUAUACACCUCCUAAAAAGACCCUAAAUUGUGAUCCAUAGUUUUUAUUAUUAUUAUUUUUAUUUUAUUUUUUUUAACUACUUAGUAAUUCUGUUUUUGGAGGGUAAAAACGUCCUGCAAUGGUACUUUAUUUAUGUAACUUACUUCUAAAAUUUGGUCAGGAAUAUUUUAUGAUUAUUUUUCAUCUGAUUAAUUGUAUUUGUUAAGCGUUAAUAAUAAUUAUGCCUGAGUAUAUUUGAUUCAAUCGUUUACAAAAAUCUAUUUCAAUUUUCAAAAAAUAGUUUUUUGGGGGGGACAUGUGAUUAAAAUGUGAUUAAUCAAAAAUAUGAAGUUGCUAAUUAAUUCAUUUUUUUAUUUUUCACAAUUACCAACACUAAUAUAAACACAUGCCAUGACUGAAUUAUAAUUUGGACAACUGGCUGACCACAGUUUGUCCACCAGAAGAUGUUUUUUUUCAUAAAGCAAAAUGCAACAUCGAUUACUUUUCUACAACGGGAGCUUGCUUUUGAAAUAAAUGUGCUUCACUAUUUAUUCAUUUAUGUCAAAAGAGUGUGUAAGUGUGCCUGUAUGAGUGUGAGUGAGUGUGGUUGUAUGAUAAACAACUAAAAGCCACUGAUGACAAAAGCAAAUCACUCCACUGUGCAUUUUUAUUUGUCUCAGUAUUAAAUGUUAUUUCCGCCCCUUAUGGAAAACGCUGUGCUGUAUUUAUCUCCACUCGGCUGAAUGUGCAAAGCCAUGAUUGAAAAGAAAACCGGCGUGCCGAUUCUUUCUGAUAAGAGCGACGGCGGUAAACUUUUUGGACGUGGCAUGAAAAAAAGCUGAUUUAAUGACAAAGCUGUUGAUAAGGCACGGCUCCCCAACCCGCCCCAGCCUGGCAGAGGAGCCUGGGGGUUGGUGGGGGUGCAGAAAUACAGGCAGCGAUUAUCAUUAAGAUAACAACAUAACAUCG
Molecule: messenger RNA, 3923 nt
Organism: Corythoichthys intestinalis (scribbled pipefish)
Lineage: Eukaryota; Metazoa; Chordata; Actinopteri; Syngnathiformes; Syngnathidae
Product: ribonuclease P protein subunit p25-like protein
Exons: 1
Coding region: 653-1459 (268 amino acids)
Biological process (GO): tRNA 5'-leader removal
Cellular component (GO): ribonuclease MRP complex
Molecular function (GO): RNA binding
Source: RefSeq, a predicted model, not a curated record